This is a messenger RNA of Sorex fumeus (smoky shrew), 3198 nucleotides long. RefSeq names its product desmoglein 1 (gene DSG1). The transcript is spliced from 15 exons. Bases 1 to 3198 code for a protein of 1065 amino acids. The record is from RefSeq and is a predicted model, not a curated record. Gene Ontology annotation, biological process: homophilic cell-cell adhesion. Gene Ontology annotation, cellular component: desmosome; plasma membrane. Gene Ontology annotation, molecular function: calcium ion binding; gamma-catenin binding. Lineage: Eukaryota; Metazoa; Chordata; Mammalia; Eulipotyphla; Soricidae.
AUGGACUGGCACGUCUUCAGAACAGCUGCAGUGCUGUUCAUUUUCCUGGUGAUGGUGGAAGUUAACUGUGAAUUCCGAAUCCAGGUAAGAGAUUAUAACGCUAAAAAUGGCACUAUCAAGUGGCAUUCCAUCAGAAGGCAAAAACGUGAAUGGAUCAAAUUUGCUGCAGCCUGUCGUGAAGGAGAAGACAACUCAAAAAGGAAUCCAAUCGCCAAAAUUCAUUCAGAUUGUGCAGCAAACCAGCAAGUUACAUACCACAUUUCUGGAAUAGGAAUUGAUCAACCACCUUAUGGAGUAUUCAUAGUUAAUCAGAAAACUGGUGAAAUUAAUAUAACAUCCAUAGUUGAUCGAGAGGUCACUCCUUUUUUCAUUAUCUAUUGCCGGGCUCUAAAUUCCAUGGGUCAAGAUUUAGAGAGGCCUCUAGAGCUCAGAGUCAGGGUUUUGGAUAUAAAUGAUAACCCUCCAGUAUUUUCUAUGUCUACUUUUGUAGGACAAAUAGAAGAAAAUUCCAAUGCAAACACACUGGUGAUGAUACUAAAUGCUACUGAUGCAGAUGAACCAAAUAAUUUGAAUUCCAAAAUAGCUUUCAAGAUCAUAAGACAAGAACCAUCUGAUUCGCCAAUGUUUAUUAUCAACAGAUACACUGGAGAAAUUCGAACAAUGAAUAACUUUCUAGACAGAGAGCAAUACAGCCAGUAUUCUCUUGCUGUCAGAGGCUCAGACAGAGAUGGUGGUGCCGGUGGUAUGUCAGCAGAGUGUGAAUGCAACAUCAGAAUCCUUGAUGUUAAUGAUAAUAUCCCAUACUUUGAUCAAUCUUCAUAUUCCAUCUCUAUAGAUGAAAAUGCUCUAUAUUCAGGCUUGACCGAAAUUAGAGUCAUUGAUUUGGAUGAAGAAUACUCAGCUAAUUGGAUGGCAGUAAUAUUCUUUAUCUCUGGAAAUGAGGGAAAUUGGUUUGAAAUAGAAAUGAAUGAAAGAACAAAUGUGGGAAUUCUAAAGGUUGUAAAGCCCCUAGAUUAUGAAGAAAUGCAGAGUCUGCAACUUAGUAUUGGUGUUAGAAAUAAAGCUGAAUUUCAUCAAUCCAUUAUGUCUCAAUAUAAACUCACAGCAACUGCAAUCUCUGUGACUGUGUCAAAUGUAAUUGAAGGCUCAGUGUUCCGUCCAGGUUCAAAGACAUUUGUAGUAAAUAGCAACAUGGGACAGAAUUAUAGAUUGGGAGAAUUUGUAGCCACCGAUCUGGACACAAAACAAGUUUCAACAACUGUUAGAUAUGUAAUGGGAAAUAACCCUGCUGACCUGUUAGUAGUUGACUCAAGAACAGGCACACUUACUUUAAAAAAUAAAGUUACCUGGACACAAGUUGAAAUGCUUAAUAGAAAAUACCAAGGAACAAUUUUAUCUAUAGAUGAUAAUCUUCAAAGAACUUGUACUGGUACAAUUAUUAUUGACCUUGAUGGUUCAGGCUGGGUGGAGGAUCGUGAAACAAAUGGUGGCAACACAAAUGGAGAAAAUAUGAACAAUGGUUCCACUACUGGUGGUUCUGAUAUUGAAACCAACACAGAAGCUGGUGGGGGUGACAUUGGAGGAACCACUGGUACUUUAGGAACUGGUGAAGGAACAAUUUAUCAGCAAGGUACUGCAGAUAAUGUACAUUUUGGUCCUGCUGGUAUUGGACUGCUCAUCAUGGGAUUCUUGGUCUUAGGACUGGUACCAUUUUUGCUGAUGUGUUGUGAAUGUGGAGGUGCCCCUGGUGGUGGAGCUGGUUUUGAGCCUGUUCCAGAAUGUUCAGAAGGAGCAAUUCAGCCCUGGGCUUUAGAAGGACCACAGCCUGAAAUGACGGAUUUGGCCACUAUCUGUGUACCACAAAUGCCUCCUGAUAAUGGAAAUAUAAUUGAGUGCAUUGAUAAUUCAGGAGUUUACACAAAUGAGUACUGUGGCAGAGAAAUGCAAGAUCUAGGAGGAGGAGAUAGAACAACUGGAUUUGAGUUAAGUGAAGGUGUUAAAACAGCACCGGAUAUAUGCCAAGACUAUUCGGGAACACUCAGAAGAAAUUCUAUGAGAGAAUGUAGAGAAGGAGGUCUGAAUAUGAACUUCAUGGAAAGUUACUUCUGUCAGAAAGCAUAUGCGUAUGCAGACGAAGAUGAAGGACGCCCAUCCAAUGACUGUUUGCUUAUAUAUGAUAUCGAAGGCGUAGGGUCACCUGCUGGCUCUGUGGGUUGCUGUAGCUUCAUUGGAGAAGACUUUGAUGACAGCUUCUUGGAUACUCUUGGGCCCAAAUUUAAGAAGUUGGCAGAUAUCAGUUUGGGAAAAGAAGUUGAAGACUAUCCAUACCCAGAUUCCACUUGGCCACCUGACAACACUGAACCAAUUUGCCCUCAGCAGGGCCUAGAGCCCAUGUAUAAUGGACACCCACCGAUGUCCCCACAUAUUGGCACUACCACAGUAAUUUCUGAGAGUUACCCCUCAGGACCUGGUGUACAGCAUCCUAUGCAAAUUCCUGAUCCUCUGAGCUAUGGUAAUGUCACUGUGACCGAGUCUUACACCACCUCUGGCACUCUGAAGCCCUCUGUUCACAUUCAUGAUAAUCGACAUGGAUCAAAUGUGGUGGUAACCGAGAGGGUGGUUGGUCCAAUCUCUGGUGCUGAUUUUCAUGGAAUGUUAGAUAUGCCUGACUUGAGAGAUGGAUCAAAUGUGAUAGUGACAGAAAGGGUAAUUGCUCCAGGUUCAAGUCUACCCACCUCUUUGACUAUCCCUGAUCCUAGGGAUUCAUCCAAUGUAGUAGUGACAGAAAGAGUAAUCCGACCAACUUCUGGCAUGAUGGGCAAUCUGAGUAUGCACCCCGACUUAUCAAAUGCCCACAAUGUGAUUGUGACAGAGAGGGUAGUUUCUGGUUCAGCUAUGACUGGGAUUAGUGGCCAGGGUGGUAUGAGUGGAGGAAGUGGCACAGUCAGCAGUGGCCUGAUGAGCACAAACAUGGGUGCCAGUAACAGCUUCAGUGGAGUUGGAAUGAGCAGUGGUGGCAUUGGGUUAAGUGGUAUGGGAGGAGGCGGGGGCAUGAGCAGCAGCAUGGGCGGGACAGCCACCAUUGGCCACAUGAGGAGUUCCUCUGACCAUCACUUUAGCCAGACAGUCGGAUCAGCCUCUCCUAGCACAGCCCGGAGUCGUAUUACAAAGUACAGUACAGUACAGUAUACCAAGUAG